AUGGCAGGCUGCGCGGCGCGGGCUCCGCCGGGCUCCGAGGCGCGCCUCAGCCUCGCCACUUUCCUGCUGGGCGCCUCGGUGCUCGCGCUGCCGCUGCUCACGCGCGCCGGCCUGCAGGGCCGCACCGGGCUGGCGCUGUACGUGGCCGGGCUCAACGCAUUGCUGCUGCUGCUCUACCGGCCGCCGCGCUACCAGAUAGCCAUCCGAGCCUGUUUCCUUGGCUUUGUGUUUGGCUGUGGAGUGCUGCUAAGUUUUAGCCAGUCUUCCUGGAAUCACUUUGGCUGGUAUAUGUGCUCCCUGUCAUUGUUCCACUAUUCUGAAUAUUUAGUCACAGCAGUCAAUAACCCCAAGAGCCUGUCCUUGGAUUCCUUUCUCCUGAAUCACAGUCUGGAGUACACAGUCGCAGCUCUUUCUUCUUGGAUAGAGUUCACACUUGAGAAUAUCUUCUGGCCAGAACUGAAGCAGAUCACCUGGAUCAGUGCCACGGGGCUGCUGAUGGUGGUGUUUGGAGAGUGUCUGAGGAAAGCGGCAAUGUUCACAGCUGGUUCCAAUUUCAACCAUGUGGUGCAGAAUGAAAAGUCGGAAACCCAUACUCUGGUGACCAGCGGAGUAUACGCUUGGUUCCGGCAUCCGUCCUACGUCGGGUGGUUUUACUGGAGUAUUGGAACCCAGGUGAUGCUGUGUAACCCCAUCUGCGGGGUGAGUUACGCUCUGACAGUGUGGCGGUUCUUCCGUGACCGGACAGAGGAGGAAGAAAUCUCGCUGAUCCACUUUUUCGGAGAGGAGUACCUGGAGUAUAAGAAGCGGGUGCCCACAGGCCUGCCUUUCAUAAAAGGGGUCAAGGUGGAGCUAUGACAGGCCCAGGGUGGGCCCAGGCCAGGCUAGGGGCCCUCCAGCUCCUUGCAGCCUGGGGACAGAACUGCCUCCUGUCGACCACUCUACAGAAUGGAUUUUCUUAAUCAUUUUCUAUGUCAUCAAUUACUCUUCUGGAAUAUCACUCAAAAUCAAAUGGUCAGAAGGCCUUAGGACCAAAGGAACCCCCCCCGCCACCUCCCCUACUCCCCACCACCCUGGAGCAGCCUGCUCUUGGGCUGAAUCAAGGUAGGAUAUAGAUUAAAGGUGGACAAGAAGCAAAUAACAGCAAUACCCAGCAGCGCCCCCCAGACGUGCCUGGGGAGUGCCUAGGCCACACUUCAGCCCUCCACGAGGCCGGGGGUGUUGAGUUAUAACCAAGACCCCUGGGGAGAGAGGUGACCUCCCCCCUCACAUGAGUGAGGCGCCUGCCACAGGAAGGGGCGCACAGGCUUAUCUGUGUUAGAGACAUGUUCAGAAUCCUCACUUUAACCGAAAAACACAGCACAGCUUUAACCUCCUUAUUUCUGUCCUUACAUGCGUGAGCUUCUCUACAGUUUAAGACGCUUCCUUUGGUUCCUCACAUAUCUCAUCCUGUUGACUUACCUAUUUUUUAAAAAUAGCAGUAUAAACUCAAAGUGGACUUAACACAGUGUAUGAGCCUCACCCUUUAUUCGGCAGAAAGGCAGCAUGGAUGCCCCCAAUGACCUGGCUGAGGCUUCAGGUUACCAAGGCUUUCCGUGCCAGGGAGACUGUGGGCCCCUGUGGCUUUCCUAGGGUCCCGGCGCCUGCUCUCCUUCCAGAAGGGCCUGGCGCUACCAGUGACAGGCAUGUCAGAGAUGUGCCAUUCGCCCUUUAUCCAGGAAACGCUUCUGGACACCUGCUUUGUGCAAGGCAUUGUUAAACGUUGAGAAAUACUGCUCUCCGUUUAUUUGGGGGUUAUUCUUAUUUUACCAUAGCUUAUAUUUUUGUGUUUUGACUUAAAUGUAUUAACCAUUGAUUCCUAUGGUCUGUUCUCAAACUACCAUCAUCCCUAAUGCCAUUUCAGACUGUCUUCCUAAGGGGUUUGAGCAUAAGCAGCUAUAAAAUUCCAGCAAGUCGACUCAUGAGAAAAAUAGAGCUGAGAUUUAGUCACUACUUUCGUUUUUCAGGUUUGGGGAGAGUGGUUGGCUUUACGAGUCAGACAUAUGAGCUCAGAGGCGCUUGUUGAAUUCUGGAUUAGAGAGAGGAACUUGGUCUCAGUGUGACUUCUGUCCAUGAAGCCCUGCGGUGGCGCCCUUGGAGCGUGGAUCGAAGCCAGCAUCAGCACCUGGCUGGAGCACUGCUACACCACACCACCUGGCUUUCAAGGAGUCACUAAACCUUUCCGUGCCUAGACCUCCCCAUCUGUAGAAUGGGUCCAUACCACCUACCUCACAGGGGUGUUGUGAAGACUUAGAAGAACAGUGUCAAAUGUUUUUAACACUUUGGUGAGAGAGAUGACAAAACCAGUACUGUGUGAGGUACACACAACUGGACAUUGGAGUCACUGUACCAGAUACCGGAAACGUGUGUUCAAAAAAGCAUCUUACCAACUCAAAAUGCUAUUUAUUUCUAGAUUUCCUGGCCGAAUUAGUGUUUUCAUGAUUUUAUAUACCAAAGAGGUGUACGGGUUCGUCGGCAAGAGGUGUGACACUUGCUGGAGGGAGGACCCGACCGGCUCCAGUCUUGGCCUCCUGAGGUCUUGCCCGCCGAUAGCCCGGGUGGCAGCCUCAAGGCGGUAGGUUCCUCUGGCGGUAAUGCUGCCUGGUGGGAUGUCAAAUGCACUUAGUGUGUGUGGGGAUUGAAUCAGUCCUAAACUUGUUCCCCACGCCACACUCAGCAAAGUCAACCCACUUAGUAGGACUGCAGGAUGGAGGCGGGUGUGGCUGCAGCUUUGGCAGUGGCCCCCACUCUCCGAGGCAAAGUUCUUGCUGCGCUAGCCAGAUAGGAGCCAGCUUUCCUCGACACUGGGGGCCGUGAGGCUGUCUAGCACACAGAGAGCCGCUAAUAAUGCCUGGCUUUAUGGACUGUAAGACUGAAGGCUCUGGCCUCUGACGGUCUGUCCCUCCUCCGCCUGCCUGCCAGGCCGGGGGCUCAGGAGGCCAGCCCUGGGGUCCCAGGGAGACGAUGCUGUCACACUGCCCACCCGGGCUUGACAAGAUGUUCUGCCCUGCUUUGUCCCCCAGGGCGGAAAUUAGCAAUUACUUAGGGAUCAGAGAUGAACCGCUUUGGGACAGGCUUUGGCAAGCGAUCGACGUUCAUCUAGCACUGAGAUCUUCAGGUUAUUUUUAACUUCGUAAAUUUAGCAGUGCCAGCGUGCAGGGAGGAGAAUCAGGUUAAUGAGGUACAGGCUUUUCGGGUAUUCCCGAAAGCUUUUCUUUGGGUAAGGGCCACAUCGCCAGUUCCCUCCAAUUAAGAAACCGUCAGGAGACUUCUUUUUCCAUCGCAGGUUUCAAAGCGGAGACUCUGAAAUGGAAGAGAGGCACCGCAUAGAACAAAGUUGUUUUGAAGCAGUGUAAAACAAAAUACUUUAUGGGAGUUUGCAGGCUGAGGCCAAGAAUGCUGGUUUAUGGAAAAGAAGUUGUGGGGCGAACCUGACAGAAGGCAGCAUACCCCACCUUUUCAUGGUCAUGGGCCGUUUUGUACACCUAAAAAGUAAACUCUCUUAAUCCCUUUAACUUUCUAACUCUGGUUGGUUAUCAUGAUGGGGAAACGUCCUUGAACCCAGGGGUUGCGUUAAUAGUAGCGUCUCCUUUUGGUAGCAGCCCCUCCAUGAUGGGAAUGGUGACUCGCUGGCCCUUCUCUGCACUUUCUUAACUGCCUUAGAUAGUUGUGCUCUCUCUCCGCUCUGCAUUUUGCUUCUGUAGCGACUUAGCAAGGCCAGGCCACCCCCAGCCUGUCUGGCUGUGGGGGCGGUGGUGGUGGGGAGACUUGCUGUCAGUCUGCCCUCCUGGGCUCGCUCCUGUGGGUCUGUCCCAUAGCUAAGCUAGGAGAGUAACCUUACAGAGUAAUUGCUCUUCUUUUUACAUGCAGAAAUGUUUAUUUAAAUAUUGGAUUUUCUUUCACAGAUACUGAUGAUUUCCAAUUCUUAAA
Molecule: messenger RNA, 3966 nt
Organism: Budorcas taxicolor (takin)
Lineage: Eukaryota; Metazoa; Chordata; Mammalia; Artiodactyla; Bovidae
Gene: ICMT
Product: isoprenylcysteine carboxyl methyltransferase
Exons: 5
Coding region: 1-855 (284 amino acids)
Biological process (GO): C-terminal protein methylation
Cellular component (GO): endoplasmic reticulum; membrane
Molecular function (GO): protein C-terminal S-isoprenylcysteine carboxyl O-methyltransferase activity
Source: RefSeq, a predicted model, not a curated record